Messenger RNA from Blastomyces dermatitidis ER-3, 6665 nucleotides. RefSeq names its product 3',5'-cyclic-nucleotide phosphodiesterase. The record is from RefSeq and is a predicted model, not a curated record. Bases 1573 to 3285 code for a protein of 570 amino acids. Gene Ontology annotation, biological process: cAMP catabolic process; cGMP catabolic process; negative regulation of glucose mediated signaling pathway. The transcript is spliced from 3 exons. Gene Ontology annotation, molecular function: 3',5'-cyclic-GMP phosphodiesterase activity; 3',5'-cyclic-AMP phosphodiesterase activity. NCBI's taxonomy places the organism in Eukaryota, Fungi, Ascomycota, Eurotiomycetes, Onygenales, Ajellomycetaceae.
UUUGCCGACCGAUUUAUUUAUUGGUCUUGGGCAAGAAGAUCCGAGGAUUGCGAUUGGAUUUCCCCCUGUCCGCCCCCCCCCCCCCCGUCGCGAAUUCUUGCUGAUUCUGCUAGUAGUAAGUUAUGGGAGGUUUGGGAGUUUAAAGUGUUUCGAUUUCUGUGUGGCGGCCCGCGGAUUCCGAUCGAUUGUAGGUCCCAAGAGGAAGUAAUCUGUAUUUGAUUGAUUAUUUAAUGGUGUAUUAUAGGGUAUUUAAAUAGCUCUUGGUAUAAAUACCCCCAUCUGUGUCAGUGUCAGUGUCGAGGAACAGGACUGUCUAUACGGAGUACUAUAUAUUGGUAGUUAGAUAUUUAGUUUAAAUAUCCUCGACUCGCCGCUAUGGAUAUUUUAGUUGCUACAGACAACAGUUAUUCAUUUCGGCUGAAGUUGACUUGACGACCGCGACAACAACGGAACCUCCUGUAGACACAUUAAUAAUUGCCGCUCCAAUUCCUCCCUCUCCAUGACAAUUCUAUUCUAAACAACCGCCUCUUCCAGCGAGCUGACCCCGACCCUCUCAUCAUAUCAUCUAGGGAAGAAGAAUAACUACAGAACAAAAUCCACUUCGCCUCCCCCCUCAAACGCUAAAUCCCUAGACUAGACUCCUACUACGUACGUCACGCUGAGCCCAACCGAACCUCCCGUCGUCCUCACCUCUUCUACUUCGCAAUCAGCCAAAAAAGAGUCACCGUCUUAUCCUCGUUCCCCAUGUUAUCUAGCCCCUGAGCUCCUGUUGCGGACAACGGAAGGAAAGGGAAAAAAUACUAUCACCCGCUUACAUACCACUAUAUAUCCUCUCUCCUCCGCGCCCCGGAACAGACCCCCCUGCUCCGCUCAAUCACACCCCCCUCGAGGAGCAACCAACUGCUGCAACUGUCUUUAAGAAACCUUAAAAUAAAUCCCGCAUGCGGGGAAAAUACUGCAACCGGAAAACGCGCGACAAAGCCAAGACGAGACGAGACGAGUUACCGGCUAACUUUCGAUCUCGUUCUAUUUUACUCUCCAAAGUUCCAAUAUAAACAAACUAACCAUUGUUAAUAACUAAAAUAAAGAAUCUCUCCAGAAGGGAGAAACAACAGCGCAGGAAAGAGCCCCCUAGCGCGUGACCCGCAUACCUCGCAAGGCGGGUUGAGGACAGGAACAGGAAGGAUAUCGUGAUAUACAAACAAUAAACACCCAAGGGGGGGGGGUUGCGAGUGAGGGAUAGAAACGUCCUUGCAAGAUUCCUCCUGCGCUGACAGGUGGGAUAUGAUAUUGGGCAAAACAGAGGAGGGUGGAUUCGUUUUCUCGCCUCCAGGAGUUACUCAUUGGGAUAUCAGGAGAGAGCCAAAAACGCUGGAACGGGCUUCCAUUGCCCAUUCGAUUCCUUUUUUCUUUUUUAAAAUCCCGCACUAUGCGCAGUGGACGGUGACUGAAUCGUCAGAAAGGAAAAGAGAAAGACGAGAAAAGGAAACCACGAGAAACAGAGGCUUGAUGCUUAUGUGAUCUGUCCGAGCUCACGGCAAACACUCCCCAACCCGCACCCCGCCGCGCGCAAUGCAUCGUAAUGGCGGUCAGGGGCAGAGAGCGAGACGGGGUCAGAGUUCGGAGGCACAGCGGAAGAGUUCGUUUCAUGUUAUUGUGCUGGGUUCCUCAGGCGGGCCACGAGAAGACAUUGUUUCAGCACUACUAGUUCGUUCGACAGCUACAAACUGGUCGGCAGGCUCUGUUAUAGCCAUAGAUGCAGGAACGCUUUUAGGAGGAAUCAUUCGAGCUCUAGAGAAUUCCAGCUCCGCCAAAGAUGAGAAAUCGACAGAUGUUAAAUUACGCAUGACUGAGGGACCUUUUGCAGGGCUUGAACUUCCAAAUACUACCACCGGAGCCAAUGCAGCCUAUAUCUUCCGCGAAAUCAUUUCAUCCGUAUUUAUCACGCAUCCUCAUCUGGACCAUCUCGCCGGUCUAGCCAUGAAUACCCCAUUGGUGGAAGCCCAGUCAAAUCCCAAAAUUGUCGCUGCCCUCCCGCCAACUAUUGCUGCGAUCAAGAAUCACAUUUUUAAUGACAUUACGUGGCCGAACCUGUCUGAUGAAGAUGGUGGGGCCGGUCUGAUCACUUACCAUCGGCUAGUUGAUGGAGGGAAUCCCAGACUGGGUCGUGCGGAGGGUCGUGGCUAUAUUAGGGCAUGCGAGGGGAUACUUGCUAAAUGUUUAAGUGUUAGCCAUGGACGUUGUGCGCAGCGGUAUCAUCCAGAAACGGGCCAAUAUCAUCGAGCUGAAAGUACAGUAUUCACUACGGAGUCUGGAUGCCUUCCUUCGAGGAGAGUCUCGAUAGACACGCAGGAUCUGGCUCGAUCAUACACUCCCAAUCAUCAAGCGCCGUGUGCGGUUAGCUCUAGCGGUAAAGCCAGCUCUCUGGCAAGCGUAGAAAGCUCAGCCUUCUUCCUCCGCGACGACUAUUCGGGAGCAGAAAUCAUCGUCUUCGGCGACAUUGAACCGGACAGCAUAUCCCUCGAUCCCCGAAAUGAGAAAGUAUGGGAAAUCGCCGCCCCCAAGGUCGCCAACGGCUCCCUCCGCGCCAUCUUCAUCGAAUGCUCCUACAUGGACUGCGUCGAAGACAGUUCUCUAUACGGUCAUCUAUGCCCACGCCAUCUCAUCGCUGAACUCCAAGUCCUCGCUGCCAAAGUAUCGAGAGCCACAGACCCCGAAUUCAGCGACACGGCUUCACGAAAGCGCAAGCACGCUACCGCCUCCGACCCGAUAUUGAAUGAACCUACCAGCCCUAAAAGCACCCCGCCCCGAUCACAAAGUCGACGGACAAGCUCCUCAUCCCGCUCUAGGUGGCGAACCACUCGCUUUUCCGGCUCCCGUCAUCAUGCACCCGCUGAAGCAGUGAAACCAGACGAUGCACAGCCUACCACACCACCCGGAUCCGGCACCCCGAUGGGCGACGACGACGACGAUGAUGACCACGAUGACCAUGCUUACGACGAGAAUGGCUAUGAUGCUAAUGAUGAAGUUGGCGUAGAGAAGAGCAGAGAUACGCCAGAGAUAAGCUCACACCACAAACCUGCGAAGCGCACGAGAUCCGCCAUGGACAGAGGUCGGAAACCGCUAGCCGGGCUGCGGGUUUAUAUCAUCCAUGUUAAGGAUUCGCUUACUGAUGGUCUAUCGCCGCGGGAGGUGAUACUGGAUGAGCUGCGGGCGCAUAAUGAGGAUGCCGCGUUGGGUUGUGAGUUUUAUGCGCCGUUGUCUGGGGAGGAGGUUUUUAUUUGAUUUUCUUUUGGGGGUCAUUUUAGGUUGUUUGAAUUUUUUGGUGACUGUUUUGGGGGUUCUUUUCAGGGGUUCGUUUUUUUCCGUCCCUUUUAUGUCCUUUGUUUGAAAAAGAGACAAAGACCUGCGCUCGGUUUAUAAAAUUUGAGAGAGAAUUGGAUGGACUAUUUGGGUUACGUUUUGAUUCUACAUGCAAACAAUCCUUUUGUUGUCAGUUGACUUGGAUAUAUCCCCAGCAGCGCAUGGGUCGUUCUUUUUCUUUUUCUUUUUCUUUUUUUUCUUUUUUUUCUUUUUUUUUUUUCGUUAUGCCUUUUCUUCCCUCUAGUUUCAGGGGAACAGGAAACUCUCGGAUUUUGAUGUUCCUUUAUGAUGUUGGCUAAUGUGUCUCCGAUUUUAACGCCCAGGAUAUGAAAUGGAUAUUUUUCUUGUUUGUUUCUAUUUUCUUAGAGAGGGCAAAGUUUGACCCUGUGGGCUAACCACCGAUAUGGACUCUGUGUAUUUGAUGAUCACAGGCUUUCUUGCCCGGGGGCUCCUUUUUAUACUUGCUUUCUCCAUUAUUCUUUUUGAUAACGUCGGCCCAUUGGUGCGAAUCGGGAUAGCACUUUUUGGCAGUUAGUUGUUCCCUUUUUGGGACAUUUCCCGCCCUAUCUGUAUUUUUAGAGUGCCUGCAUACUCAUCCCCCAAAUUUCAUCUCAUGGGAACUAAGCAAAAUGGGAAAGGAAAGCAAUUGCUAUUAACAUACUAUUUAACUUUGGGUUUAUUACUGUACAUUUAAAACUGGGCGACGACCAUAUCUAUACAAUCCCCCUUGAAUAACAUACACACACACACACACACACACACACACCCCGUCAGCCAAACUCCACGUAGCAACACGAAGGAUAGCUAAGACCAUAGCUAAUUAAGAGCAGGCGAAGCGGCCUCCUGUCCCCCAGAGCCACGAGCGACCUCAAUGACAUCAACCCACUUCCCACCUUUCUCAACAUCCGGAACCUUUACAACACCCUUGCUUCCAGCCGCCGUCUCAGCAGCAGCAGCAGCAGCAGCAGCAGCAGCGUCGCCACCACCCUCAGCACUCAACACAGACAUUCCCUCCCCAUCCCUCGCCCACUCAAUCAGCAUCUCCUCACUCCCCCACUCGCCCAUCCCCAUAAGACCCACAGGAACACCGGGUCCCUCAACCAGGCCCAUGGGCCUCGAAAGAGCCGGACAGCCCGUAAAGUUCGCGAGGAACACAUACUCCAUCGCGCGCAGGCUGGAGUUCUCAUCGCUAACGCCCGACACGAGGUCCGCGUCGCCCUUGGAUAUUUUCCAGCCGGGCAUCGGGGUCGUGGGCGUCGCGAUGAUCAGGCCCGGGUGUUUCUGGUACAGAUGCGCGAGGUGGGACAUGAGGAGGUUGCGCAUGCGUUGGGCGGCGAGGAAGUCGCGGGCGGCCGCCUGGUUGCUGCCGAUGGAGACGAGGACUUUGUUCUGGGGGGUUAGUUGGCGGAUUUGCUCGGGGGUGAUUGUUGAGGAGAUCUCGGCGAGGAUGGUGAGGGCGUGGGCUUUUUGGCCUUCGGGGAGGAAGGGGAUGGAGAUGUCGAGGACAGUGUAGUUUUGGUGGUCGCGGUAGUAGUCGAUGGCGUUGUUGAAGAGGCUGAGGACGGCUGGGUCGGCGCGGUUGACCCAGUCGCGGAAAAUGCCGAUUACCUUGGGCCGGGAGGCUAGGGUGUCGCUGGAUGGGAUGGUGGAGAGGGGAUCUGGGAAGGAGGAAGAUGGCAUUGAUUCCGGAUCGGGGCUAGCCAUGAUUCGGUACGAUAAUGCUAAGUCGUCGAGGCUGGAGGUCAUCGUUCCGAAAACGCCGGUGGUCGUGGCUAUUCCACACGUCGGGUGUCCAGAGACUCGGCCAUGGGAGGUUUUAAUGCCAUAGAUGCCGCAGAAGCCAGCCGGGACACGGACUGAGCCACCACCGUCGGCUCCCAGGGCAAUGGGUACCAGGCCAGCGCCAACAACAUAUCCAGAGCCUCCUGAAGAGCCGCCGGUAUAGUAGUCUUUGUUGUGGGGAUUUCUCGGGGUCCCUGUAAAGGGAUUGUUGUUCGUGGUGCCUAGAAAAGAAUUAAUCAGUCAGUUUCGGGAUUGGCAGGAAAGCGGUCAAACGGCGAUAUCACAGAUAAAUCUAGCAAAAUUAAGAAUUGGAAAUAUAAGGGGAAAUGUAUAUCUUACCAAGACCCAAUUCAUGCAUGCUAGUCUUCCCGACAACAAUUGCCCCGGCCUCCUCCCACUUCUUAACACACCACGCCGUCCGGUUCGUCUUCCCCGUGAAAUCUAACCGACUCCCUAACGUCCGCUUGUAGCCCUCGAGGUCUACUUCAUCCUUAACUGCGACAGGCACCCCAUCCAAGGGACCUAACGGCUUCCCAGUCUUGUACCGCUCCGUCGAGGCUGCAGCCGCAGCACGGAUGAUAUCAAUCUUAGACUCAAGGAAGGCAAGAGAAUGCUCGCCGGGCGGGUUCACAUCACGGCGAAUGAGAGGAAAAAGCGCUUCCACGACCGCCGUGGGUGUCAGGUCGCCGGACAGAUACAGCGCAUGGUAGUCGGCUGAGGUGUAGUAGCCCUGGCCAUCUCGCUUCUGGGUUGGCAGGGGAAGGCUCGAUUGAUGGGCUGUAGAAGAAUCCGCGAUAGGGGUGACGGUAGGGUCAUAUCGGGGUGGGUAGUCUUUCAGGGCGGGGAGUUCGCGCACGAUGUUGAAACCUGCAUUGCGCCAGAGAUAAGCUUGGAGGGCAUUUGAGGAGCAGACCCUAUCCAAGGAAAAAUGAACUUUAGAAUUAGCUUUAUUUUUUUUUUUUUAUUUUUUUUUUUUUUUAAGAACACGAGAGGAAAAGGGGAGAUAGGCAUAAUUAUUAGAGAGUCGGGAAUUACUAACAAUGAGGCGCCUAGCUCCAGCAAGCGGCCCCGGAGUAUGGGGUUCGACGCCGGGGGAUACUUCAAGGGGACGUCGGGCCCUUCGCGGGGAAUGGGGUAAUCGUGGAAUCGAUGGGAUGUUUCCGAUGUUCCAGCCAUGUUUGUAGAGCUAUUUAGUAACUAACUAUGUUUCUCUGCCUAGUGAGUGGGUGAGGAGGGACUAGUAGUACUGUACGGAGUAUACGGAGUAACUACUGGAAAAUGUGUCUCCCGUCGGCCGUUGCUCUUAUAUAACUACGCAAUAAUAGAUGUUGUUCUGUGGUUGGUUCUGCCGAGGUUCCCCUGAAGCGGGCCAGACCAGGCUAGUUGAAAGACGCUGAUUGGUUGAUAAUAACCUCAAGGGAUGCGCCGCCGCCACCUAGUAUGAUGGCAUAAAAUGCGAUGAGGCAACUGACGUUCACUACUUUUUGUUUAUGGAGUGGGGAAAUAAAUAUAGGGGUAUU